Aureobasidium vineae is the source of this 3144-nucleotide messenger RNA. The record is from the annotation of a GenBank genome assembly. NCBI's taxonomy places the organism in Eukaryota, Fungi, Ascomycota, Dothideomycetes, Dothideales, Saccotheciaceae.
AUGCGCACUCACGUAUGGCGCAAACAACUUACUCGCCUCUCACAGCGAGGCCAGCGCUUGCCCUUUCAGCGUCGUCGCGCCUUCCAUUCCAUCACUGGUCAACUUGAAGCCUAUCCCAGUCCGAAUCAGGAAACCGCCAACCUCGAACAUGCGAUUCCAGAAGCUACGACCAAGCCUGCUCCUUCCACACGUCGUGGUCGAUUAGCACAACGUCGCCCCAAGGAAGUCACUCCAUUCACAGUGCCUGACUGGUUUCUGCGUUACAACGUUCGUCUUCAUGCUCCUACCGAAGACGCUACGGCCAACAAGGAAUCUCGCUGCUGGACUCUGGUUGAUCGCGACUCAGGCCACACUGUCCUGACUCUCCCUUUUACCGUCAAUCCAUCGGACCAGUCGAACGACUUCUUCACACCCUCGGCCCAGUCCAAGGAGGAGAAAACCAAAGAGCCUGUUUCACAGUUAGAAGAGAAGGAUGCUGUUCAGGAUGAUGUUGCUCGCGCCGUCUCGAAUCACUUGUCCGCUCCCUUUGCUCUCCAAACCCCAGAUCCGCGUACUCUCCUGUCGCUCCAACUACAACUCCUUCUCAAUGCUGCAUUCUCUCAGACUGGCCCGUCGGCUGCUCGUUACACAAAAUCAAACAUCGACUUGAACACUAGGGACUUUGCCCAUAAAGAGCUUGAUGUCUAUGUGCAGCAAAUAGCCGACCUGGUCCAAGCCGACUUGAUUCAUCUCGACGCAAACGACAUUGCCGAACUGGCUCAGGAUUACGUAGAGCGAGGAGACCCUGCCCCUGGCUCCAUUUCAUCUCUGGCUUAUGACACUUUCAAGGGUGCUACCACUAGAAGGGAUGACAUCCAAAUCAACAUCAUGGAUGAAUCCGCCAGAGACGAUGGUCAGGAUGAUGGUGAAUCUGAACAUGCCCACGACAUGCCUGAAAUUGACCUAGGCAACCUUCCCAUGAUGGGUGGUAGUAUGGGCGAUCUCGCCGAUUUUCUCCAGCAGAACUCACAGAAAAUGAGCAGGGCUCUUGCCAGAGCUCACAAACAUGGAGCUGCCGUCGUUAUGGCAGAGAUGCCAAAGAGCAACAACCAAUCUUCAGAAGAAGCUCGCUCUCGCGCCGCCGACAUUAGCCCAUGGGCCGAGCUAAAGCUUUCUACUCUUCUCGAUACUGUCAUGGACAGCGUUCAGAUCAGAAAAGACUCGCCCGCUCAAGACGCGGCCCGCGAUUUCUUCUACGAAGCCAUCCCCUCCACCCCAGACACAAUCACCUCUUCGCCGCCUACCAAAGAUGGACUUGAACGCUUCUUAGCUGACUUCCUUGCAAAGCGCAUUGAUUCUGCCACACAGGCACACAAGAUGGAUUGGGCUUUCAAGAAAGACUCUGCCCCCUCACAAUCAAGUCUAUCACAGCAACGGACCAUCAUCCAUGUCCGUGAUAUGGAUCAUAUCCGCAAUGCGCCACAGGGAGAGACUAUCAUCAACUUGCUAGUCAAUGCUGUGCAACGUCGAAGAAAGGACGGUGAACAAAUUGUUAUCGUUGGUACCACGGCCAACUCUAAUCAGGCCCCUCCGCCUCCUGGCGAAGACGACGACGAGCUUCAUUUCCGAUACCUAAGAUAUCCUUCUGCGUCAUCUCCGACUCAAAACAUUGCGAGCCAAUUGAUGCUCGUCUCUCACAACCAGCAAAAGUUGGAGCGUAGUGUGGCCGAACCCGCUCUUCAAAGACUAUUCGAGAUUAACAUGCGCCAUAUCCACACCAUGGUUCGUCAUCUAGGUUUGCCUCUCUCUGAAGAUUUCUUCUCGGGACCCACCCGUGCACACCUCAAUAUUCCAGGGACUUCAAGACUAGGAGAUAGGACCUUAUCCCAAGACGAAGUGCAAAGAAUAGUCCUUUGUGCAGACAGCUUGCGAUCACUUUAUACCACCAGUCCUUCUCUCGCAACUUCUCACAUUGCGCUUGCUGCCAUGCUGGUAAAUACUGUUGACAGUGCCCUCGAACCCCCAGCUAGGAGCCUGUCCGUCAACUCUGUGAUCCCUCAAGCUCGUGAGCGUGGAGAAUCUCAGGGCGAAUCUGCUGGGCCAAAAGACUCCACUCCUGCCAAACUGGAUAUGGAGAAGCUGAAANAGUCAUGCUCCAAACAUGAGACACGUCUCUUGUCAGGGGUCGUUGACCCUGCGAGCCUCAGAACAACAUUCAACGAUGUGCAUGCUGACCCGAACACCAUUGAGUCGCUCAAGACUUUGACUUCACUAACACUGCUUCGCCCGGAAGCAUUCAGCUACGGUGUACUCGCGGCCGAUCGCUUACCUGGUCUUCUUCUAUACGGUCCUCCAGGUACCGGAAAGACCUUGCUUGCUAAGGCUGUUGCCAAGGAGUCCUCUGCCACUGUACUCGAGGUCAGCGGUGCACAAGUCUACGAGAAAUAUGUCGGAGAAGGCGAGAAGAUGGUCAAUGCAGUCUUUUCGCUGGCUAAGAAGUUGUCACCCUGUGUAGUCUUCAUCGAUGAGGCAGACGCUCUCUUCGGCUCUCGCGGCGGUGCCAACAAUCGUACCACGCACCGCGAGAUCAUCAACCAAUUCCUUCGUGGAUGGGAUGGCAUGGAUGACCACAGCGUCUUCAUGAUGGUCGCCACCAACCGGCCCUUCGACCUAGACGACGCUGUGUUGCGUCGCCUGCCUCGUCGUUUGUUGGUCGACCUUCCCCUCGCCAAAGACCGUGAAGGUAUUCUCAACAUUCACCUGAAGGGCGAGACCCUCGACCCAGCUGUCUCACUAUCCGAUCUUGCCAAGAACACACCUCUUUACUCCGGUUCGGACCUGAAGAACCUGUGUGUGGCUGCCGCGCUCGCCGCAGUACGUGAUGAGAACAAUGCUUUGGAGGCCGCCCGCGCCAAGGGUGACACAGAAUUCAAGUUACCAGAGCGUCGUACACUCGCACCUUCGCACUUUGAGAAGGCUCUGCAGGAGAUCUCGGCGUCUGUGUCUGAGGACAUGGCGACACUGGGUGCAAUCCGCAAAUUUGACGAGCAGUACGGCGAGAAGAGAGCUCGCACAAAGAAGCCUGGCUAUGGCUUUGGUUUGGGCUCCAGUAAUGCUAUUGAUGAGACUGGUGCUAGAGUCAGACCCGAUGAGCCGAGUCGAUAG